This is a messenger RNA of Engraulis encrasicolus (European anchovy), 2343 nucleotides long. It is a transcript of the gene septin9a, whose product is annotated as septin 9a. Lineage: Eukaryota; Metazoa; Chordata; Actinopteri; Clupeiformes; Engraulidae. Gene Ontology annotation, cellular component: cell division site; microtubule cytoskeleton; septin ring. The record is from RefSeq and is a predicted model, not a curated record. Gene Ontology annotation, molecular function: GTP binding; GTPase activity; molecular adaptor activity. The transcript is spliced from 11 exons. Gene Ontology annotation, biological process: cytoskeleton-dependent cytokinesis; intracellular protein localization. The coding region runs from base 475 to 2343 and encodes 622 amino acids.
GAGAGAGAGAGAGAGAGAGAGAGAGAGAGAGAGAGAGAGAGCAGAGAGCCGGGGUGGGGGGUUGUCAUCGCUCUUUCAUUCGGAGCUCUUGCCUGUAGCCUGGAGAGCAGCGAGAGGGGGAAGCCAGGAAAAGGAAAAGAAGUCAGUUGGUCCUUUAAGAAAACGUCCUGCGUGCGCUCCGCUCCGCUCGGCUCGGCUCGUAUCAGGGCACGGACUACUACUCCUUCUCUUUUUUUUCUUCCUUUUUUUCAUCCCCCACUUCGCCUCCUAAUUUGGGAUUUGUUUGAAAGCCUACGGAAGACAGAGAGAGACAGAGAGAGUGAGAGAGGAAGAAACAGAAGAGGGGAUUAUUUGAGAGACAGAGAGAGAGAGAGAAAUAGUAGAAGAGACAUUUUCAGAGAGACAGAGAGACAGAGAGGGAGUUUUGCCUCAGCUGGGAAAGGGAUUUCUAUUCCCCAGAUUAUUGACUGCAAAAUGUCUGAUUCUUCUGUCAAUGCACACUUGGAAGGGAUCAUAUCAGACUUUGAAGCUCUGAAGAGGUCGUUCGAGGUGGAAGAGGUGGACACCUCCACGCACUCCUCCCCCCUCUCCCGCCGCACCCACCCCCUGCGCUCCUCACUCACGUCCUCCAGCAGCCAGCGCUUCCACGACCUGGGCUCUCGCAACUCCGACCACUCGUCCAAGUCGUCCGUAGAUGGCGGCGCCCACCAGCGCUCGCCGAAAACCAGCCUGCGGCGUGUGGAGAUCUCUGGGGGGCGCGUCACUGAGCCCUCCCUGUCCCGGCGGACGGAGCUCUCCAUCGACAUCACCUCCAAGCAGGUGGACAGUUCGCCUAGUGCUGGCAUCAGCCGCUUCGGCCUACGGAGGCCCGAGGCCCAGGCCCACCGGACAGCCUCAGAUGCCACGCCGAACCGCCGGGCGGAGGUCACCAUCACCCGGCCCCAGAGCCAGGAAGCUCCGGUGCCCCCCAGGAGGGCUGAGCUCCCAUCUCCGGCAGCAUAUGCCUCCUCCCGCAUCCCAGAGCCCAGCCACCAGCCGCGGAGGGCAGAGAUCCCCAGCCCGGUGCUGGCCGAUGCUCCCCCGUCAUCCCGGAGGGUGGAGAUGAACGCCAGUAGGCAGCUGGAGACCCCUCCGCCACAGCCUCAGUCCCGGGAGGUGGAGACCAGCCAGCCACCUAAUGAUGUCCCCAGCCAUGUGGAACAUAGGCCCCAACCACCCGUCAUAGAGGCCCCCAUUGCACCACUGGAAAGGUCAGAGGUCAUUCCCAGCAGCUACAGCAGCAGCAGCAGCAGCAGCAUCAGCAGCAUGGCGGAGCCGGUGGUGCCCGUGUCCGUGCCCGUGGUGCCCGAGGCGGUGGCCGCCCCCGUGCCCAGCUGGAGCGAGAAGGAGAAGCCCAGCGCCGUGGACUUCAGCUACGUGGGCAUCGACGCCAUCCUGGAACAGAUGAGGAGGAAGGCCAUGAAGCAGGGCUUCGAACUCAACAUUAUGGUAGUCGGUCAGAGCGGCCUGGGAAAGUCCACGCUGAUGAACACGCUCUUCAAGUCCAAGGUGAGCCGCAAGUCGGUGAUGGGCACGGCCGAGGAGAGGAUCCCCAAGACCAUCGAGAUCAAAUCAGUCAGUCACGACAUAGAAGAGAAGGGGGUGAGGAUGAAGCUUACGGUCAUCGAUACGCCAGGUUUCGGGGAUCAGAUCAACAAUGAAAACUGCUGGCAGCCCAUUAUGAAGUUCAUUAAUGACCAGUAUGAGCAGUACCUGCAGGAGGAGAUCAACAUCAACAGGAAGAAGAGGAUCCCAGACUCCCGCGUGCACUGCUGCAUAUACUUCAUACCCCCUACAGGACACAGUUUGAGACCCCUGGAUGUUGAGUUCAUGAGACGCCUGAGUAAAGUGGUGAACAUCGUCCCCGUCAUUGCCAAAGCAGACACCUUGACCUUGGAGGAGAGGGACUUCUUCAAGAAGAAGAUCAGAGAAGAGCUGCGGGCCAAUGGUAUUGAUGUCUACCCACAGAAGGAGUUUGAUGAGGAUGCAGAGGACAGGAUGAUCAAUGAAAAAAUCAGGGAGAUGAUCCCGUUUGCUGUAGUGGGGAGUGACCUGGAGUACCAGGUGAACGGCAGGAGACUGCUGGGGAGGAAGACCAAAUGGGGAACCAUAGAAGUUGAGAACAUCGCCCACUGUGAGUUUGCCUACCUGCGUGACCUGCUCAUCAGAACCCACAUGCAGAACAUCAAGGACAUCACCAGCAGCAUCCACUACGAGAUGUACCGCGUGCGACGGCUCAACGAGAACAACACGCAGCAGACCAACGGAGUGGCCGAACACCACCUCGCCUCCCACGAGAUGUAG